This is a messenger RNA of Dioscorea cayenensis subsp. rotundata (Guinea yam), 2580 nucleotides long. Its product is annotated as histone-lysine N-methyltransferase, H3 lysine-9 specific SUVH1-like. Gene Ontology annotation, cellular component: nucleus. The transcript has 3 exons. NCBI's taxonomy places the organism in Eukaryota, Viridiplantae, Streptophyta, Magnoliopsida, Dioscoreales, Dioscoreaceae. Gene Ontology annotation, molecular function: protein binding; histone methyltransferase activity; zinc ion binding. The record is from RefSeq and is a predicted model, not a curated record. The coding region runs from base 170 to 2254 and encodes 694 amino acids.
CAACGCUGAGAAAUAAAAGCUGGAAUCUUUUGGAUCGUGCGGAAAGUGUGUCUGUGCGCGUGUGAGAGAGAAGGGAUUCGAAAAUUUUGCGUUAUUUUUGUGGAUUUAUCGAGCUUGAGCUGCAGCGGUGAUCUAAGCAAAGGAGGGAUCGAGUACUUAUAGCUUAGCAAUGCCACGACAUUCAAAUUCAGCUUCAAAGGCCAUCGAUGAUGAUGUAGUUUUAGAUGCAAAGCCAAUACGGUCCUUGUCUCCUUUGUUCCCGGCACCAUCAGGAUGCACAACAACCUCUUCUUCAAGUGCCCCUCCCUUGGUCUAUGUUACCCCAUUUACCCCUUUCUCAUCAGACUCACCAUCUGGAUUCCCUUCUGGCUUCACCCCUUCAACGUUCCCACCUUUUGCCAAUUCCCCAUCGGUAGUCCCUCCUUUUGCUACUCCACAAUCUACCAGAGCAAGUCCAGCGAGCAAUGGAGCAGCCCAAGUAGGAUUGAACUCAAAUGGCCCUCUUCAUGCAACACCACUCUCUUCUUCCUUUCAGACGCCACCAACAAUGGCAACACCUUUGAAUGUGGUUGACAAUAGUUUCACCUCUGCAUCUGGAAGAAAGAUUAAGCAGCCAAUGCAUCUAAGUGGCUACUCUGUUACUGAUUCUGAUAAAGAGGACUCUGAUGGUAAAAGAGCAGUGCGUAAACGGCCCAAGAAAAUGCCUGCUCAGGAUAUAAUCGUGCUGCCAACUUCACAAGACCCAAGAGAGUCUGUUGAGAUGAUUCUCAUGACCUUUGAUGCUCUUCGGCGGAGAAUUUUGCAGGUUGAUGAGACAAAGGAAACAGGAAAACGACCUGACUUGAGGGCUUCAGCCAUUAUGAUGAGUAGUGAUCUGCGUGUUAACAAGGGCAAGAGGAUUGGUCCUGUUCCAGGUAUAGAGAUAGGAGAUAUGUUCUACUUUAGGAUGGAGCUGUGUCUUGUUGGAUUGCACGCACCUAGCAUGGGUGGUAUUGAUUACAUGAUAACUUCUCAUGAUAAUCAAGAUGAUCCUAUUGCUGUUAGUGUGGUGUCUGCGGGGGGGUAUGAAAAUGAUGAUGAUGAUGUGGAUGUCUUGGUUUACAGUGGCCAGGGAGGUAACAGCAAGGAUGACCAGAAGCUUGAGAGAGGUAACCUUGCACUGGAGAGAAGUUUGCACAGGAGUAACCAGAUUAGGGUAAUACGGGGUGCAAAAGAUCUUAAUGUUGUAAAUGGUAGGAUUUACAUCUAUGAUGGGCUCUAUAAGGUACAUGAGUCAUGGGUGGAGAAAGGGAAGUCAGGUUUUAAGGUGUUCAAGUAUAAGUUCGUCAGAGAGCCUGGGCAGCCUGAUGGUAUUGUAGUGUGGAAAAUGACCCAAAAAUGGAUAGAGAAUCCAUCAUCGAGAGGCAGAGUUAUACUGCCUGACAUUUCUUCAGGCGCUGAAAAUGUACCUGUCUGCCUGGUUAAUGAUGUUGAUAAUGAGAAGGGGCCAAGCCAUUUCCAAUAUGCUACUAAAGUUAAGUAUUUGAGACCUAUUACCUCUAUGAAACCUUUGCAAGGUUGCUCAUGCCUCAGUGUAUGCCUUCCAGAUGAUAAACAUUGUUCUUGUGCGGACCAUAAUGGAGGUCAGCUCCCUUAUAGUUCAAGUGGAUUUCUUAUUCGCCGCAAGAGAAUAAUCUUUGAAUGCAAUACUUCUUGUCAGUGCACUCUUAAUUGCAGAAACCGAGUGACCCAAAAGGGUGUGAGGCUCCACUUUGAGAUAUUUAAGACAAAGGAUCGUGGUUGGGGUCUUCGGUCUUGGGACCCUAUUCGUGCAGGCACAUUUUUAUGUGAGUACAUAGGAGAAGUUAUUGAUGAGAACAAAGUGAACAGCCAUGGUGAAGAAGAUGAGUAUAUAUUUCAAACAAGUCAUGUUGAUGACAAGACACUCAAAUGGAAUUAUGGACCUGAAUUAUUGGGAGAACCUAGUACUGAUACUGCAAAUGAGGUUUUAAAGUCAUUUCCUAUCAUCAUUAGUGCGAAGAAUAUGGGUAAUAUAUCUCGAUUCAUGAAUCAUAGUUGCUCACCCAAUGUCUUUUGGCAGCCAGUUCAACAUGACCAUUGUGAUGAAGGAUAUCCGCAUAUCAUGUUCUUUGCAGUUAAACAUAUCCCUCCGAUGACAGAGUUGACAUAUGAUUAUGGCACUAGAGGUCUUGGAUUUGGCAGGCCCAAGAAAUGUCUGUGUGAAUCACCAAAAUGCCGAGGUUAUUUUGGCUGAAUUUGAUCGAUGUCUGUGUCAAUGACCUAGCUAUGAAUAUCACCUUUUGUGCACUUUUGGCAACUGAUCAAAUGUGGAGAUGCAAAACUGAAAUCAUCAGUUCAUCAGAUGGUCUCCUCAAAAAGGAACAAAUACAAGAACUUGUUCCUUCUAAAGUAUGCCUCCGUCAUUAUGGCACCCAGUGUAUAAUUGUUGUUUUCAGUGAAAACUCUGGAAGGCAUCUAUUUUGGAACUAACAGUAGCCAAGUUUGUUUUUAAAUUCUGUUGUUUGCAGUUGUUGUUUCAAUAUAUGGAUGUUUUAUCUAAUGAUAUCCCGUUUCUCAGCA